AUGGGUUUUCGCCUUGGGCCGACCAGGUUGAAGGCUGAUGCCUCGCAGCGACUGCAGAAGCCCCCAAAGGGUCACUUCUUCUUCGCUGGGCAGGCACACCCUCGAGUGGAGUGGACGAAGAAGCCCAAAUUGAGGAAGCUGUACUUCUACUGCAUUAUUCUCAUCUUCGUCAAUAUCGCCAAUGGGUUUGAUGGCUCAAUGAUGAAUUCUCUGCAAUCUCUUCCACUUUGGCAGGAGUACUUCGGCCAUCCCACAGGACAAGCACUAGGUCUCUUUGGAUCUGCGAUGUCCCUGGGCUCAAUUGCAGGCUUUCCAAUCGUCCCAUACAGCUGCGAUCGCCUCGGACGUAAGCUCACUGUCAUCAUUGGCUCGUUGAUCAUCAUUCUCGGGGCUGGUCUUCAGGCUGGUGCGCUCAACUACGGCAUGUUCUGGGCUGGACGCAUUAUCCUGGGUCUGGGAAUGGUACUGUCGACCACUGCAGGACCACUCCUUUGCGCCGAGAUCGCACACCCUCAGGAUCGUGCAAUCAUCACGACUUUCAUGGGAUGUUCGUACGCCGUCGGCUCUUUUGUGGCUUCCUGGGUCACCUUCGGCACACUCAAAAUUCAGAACAAUUGGGCGUGGAGAACGCCCUCGCUUCUUCAAUGCUGGGCGACGAUUGUGGUCCUGUGCGUGAUUUACUGGAUCCCGGAGUCUCCGCGCUUCUAUAUGGCCAAGGAUAACCACGACAUGGCGCUCAAAAUUCUUGCCAAAUAUCACGGAGAAGGCGAUGAGCAUGAUCCAUUUGUUCAGCUCGAAUAUACUGAGAUCAAGACCGCUCUCGCCAUGGACAAAGAGUUUCAGCGCAACUCCGCGUGGCUCGACUUCCUGAAGACCAAAGGCAAUCGUCAUCGUAUUGCUCUGGUCAUUGCGAUCGCCGUCUUCGGACAAUGGUCUGGGAACGGAAUUCUGGCAUACUACUUGAAGAUCGUGCUUGAUGGUGUCGGAAUCAAGACUCCUAACCAGCAGCUCGGCAUCAACGGAGGAUCAAAGACCAUGUCGCUCCUUGUCAACUUGGUCAUCGCGUUCUUCAUCGACCGUGCCGGACGUCGGCCAAUCCUCAUGGCGUCCACUCUCGGCAUGACUUUGUUCCUUUGCAUCCUUACAAUUUGCAGCGCGACCUACGCUGGUCAGCCAACAGGUGGCAAAAACAUUCAUCUCGGUCGCGCCAGCGUUGCUGUCAUUUACAUGUACAACUUCUGCUACAACUUGAAGACCGGAAUGCCCCUCACCUACACCACUGAAAUCAUGCCUUACGGUCUCCGCGCUAAAGCCGCGGUGGUUGGCGGCUUCGCCACAAUGGUCUGCGUCUUCUUCAACCAGUUCGUCAAUCCGAUUGCCCUUGCAGACCUUGCGUGGAAGUACUACAUUGUGUAUUGUGUCUUCCUGGGCUUCGAGAUCUGGUUUGUCUACUUCUUCGUGGUUGAGACUCGCUACGUGCCGAUGGAAGAGAUUGCCAGGUACUUUGAUGGAGAGGAGGCUGAUGUGGUUGGGUUGACACAUGCGCAGCAGAAGGGUGUUAUGGCCGAGGAGGGCACUGCGACUGAGAUUGAGGACAAGAAGGCUAUCACUAUGACGGAAGUCAAGCGAGUGCAGACUGGUCAGUGGACAGCAAGAGCAGCAUUGACCGCACUUGGAGCCACCAAGACCGCAAGUGCCCAGACUGCAGUGAUCUACCUCGGCGCCGCCAGCACUGUCAUUGCAGGUCUCUUGACGUACUUUAAAUCGAGGAACCAGCCCAAUCGUGCACGUCAAUUCCGAAACGCCCUCCGCGGAGUACGCAACAAGAUCGACGACAAAUCCCACGAGCUACAUGGUUUGACCCCGGAACAGGCGCGGGCAGUCGCGGCUGGUAUUAUUAAGCAGUACAACCAGGCACUUGCUGAGGCAGCUGCAAAUUAUCCAGAUCUCUGGGUUACGCUUGGCGAUCUGAAGCGAUGGCUGCCUACUGAUGACCCGUUUCCGGAUCCAAAGGAAGGCGACGGCAAGGGAAAACCUGGGGCAACAGGUACUGAGACUGGUCGGAAGCCGAAUCCUCUGGGGCAACAGGGAGACGGGGACUCGAUCCAUUCGCAGCAUUCUGCGCCACCAUAG
Molecule: messenger RNA, 2133 nt
Organism: Cyphellophora attinorum
Lineage: Eukaryota; Fungi; Ascomycota; Eurotiomycetes; Chaetothyriales; Cyphellophoraceae
Product: Lactose permease
Exons: 8
Coding region: 1-2133 (710 amino acids)
Biological process (GO): carbohydrate transport; transmembrane transport
Cellular component (GO): membrane
Molecular function (GO): carbohydrate:proton symporter activity
Source: RefSeq, a predicted model, not a curated record